This is a messenger RNA of Necator americanus (New World hookworm), 936 nucleotides long. RefSeq lists its product as uncharacterized. Bases 1 to 936 code for a protein of 311 amino acids. Gene Ontology annotation, molecular function: metallopeptidase activity. The transcript is spliced from 10 exons. The record is from RefSeq and is a predicted model, not a curated record. Lineage: Eukaryota; Metazoa; Nematoda; Chromadorea; Rhabditida; Ancylostomatidae.
AUGCGCCCAUUGCUAGUGCUUCUUCUUGUACAACACGGACUCUCUAACGUCAUUAAUUACCAAUUCCACACUGACAAUGACAAUGAGAUAAACGAAUGUAUUGAACGAUCGAUGGAGACAUUAAUGGAUGAGACCUGUUUGUUCUUUCGUCAAACCUCUGGUCAAGACACCUCAGUCACAUUCAUCCAAUCAGAACAUUGUUCAUGGCAGAAGUCGAACAGAACAGUUCAUCUCAAUCCCUCCUGCAUAUCCGAUGACUUCUGCUACGAAAUGAUCGGACGAAUACUCUCCAUAGACAAGCCCAAAAGCCUCAUCGCUCGUCAUCUUAACCUCCACUAUAACUGUACCGAGAAAUGUACGAUCGACUGCCAGCAUGGAGGGACAGUGCAGGAUGACUGCACUUGCAAAUGUGGCUAUGGAUUCUCCGGAAAACAAUGUGAGAUGUUGGCCAAGCAAGCAUCGUUCACUGACUCUUCCUGCGGAGUGAUCAACGUUCACGACGAUGGCGUUCUUAGCCUGUCCACGUUCCCAGAACCUCGCGAAAGAACGACGUUCUGCCAGUGGCUCCUUGAAUCGUCGGACCCAUGGGCCAUGAUCGAAGUCAGCAUUGAACGACUUGGACUAGACGGCGAAGAUGUGAGACCAGGAGCGCGCUGCAACGACUUUUUUACGGCAUUCGGCGAGCAGGAGCAAGUUGGACCGCUGCCAUGCGACGGUUCUCUCAACGUGACAGAGCUACGAUCUAAAGAGAACUGGCUACUGCUGGAGCUCCGCAGUGACCCCUACUCCGAGAAUUCUGUUACAGGACCUCUGUUCCGGUACAGAAUCAAACGACAACAACCUGGCGUGCGUAUCUACUCUGAGGGUAUGACAUCGUCGUUUGCUGCACUUCCUGCACUUGUGAUACCGGCCUACCUCAUUCUUAGGAUAUUCUGA